AUGCAAGCAAGAGAAAACCUUUUAACACUACCUCAACGUCUUAUUCUUUUUGAUAUCUCAGAGAUUGCCAGUUGUGAAGCGGAAAUCAGCUUGUUUGCCGAACGUUAUCAUCCAGAUACGAGAAAGUGGCUUUUCGAAGAUUUCAACAAAUGGUUCGAGGACCCUGGAGACUCUAGAGCGUAUUUUCUGCUUGGAGAUGCAGGAGUCGGCAAGAGUGUCUUGGCUGCUGUCUUAGCUCACCAAAAGAGAAACGCUGGAAACUUAGCAGCGGCCUAUUUCUGCCGCCACAACGAUGCCACAAGAAACAAUCCCAGGUAUCUACUGGGGACUAUCGCAUGUCAACUUUGCAAAUGUAAUGAGCAGUACACUAGUCUUGUGGGAGGGGAGGUUGGCAUUAGAAAUUCCUUAGGUAAUUCUGCUCUAGGUGUUCAGGAAUUGUUUACCAAAUUAUUACAAGAGCCACUGGCUCAAUGCGCUCCUGCUUACCCGAGAAAGUUAGUCAUUAUUGACGCUCUUGAUGAAACAGAAUACGAGUCCAGGGAAGAUUUUCUCGAUCUUAUAAUGCGCCGUUUUCUCAUGCUUCCACAAUGGCUUGUGUUUUUUAUUACCAGUCGCCCUGAGGACUGUGUUCAAUUCAGAUUGAAAAAGUACAAAUCCUGUAUUAAAAUUUGCGCAGGGAACAGAGAAAACGUUAAGUUCUAUCAACAGCACGAACAGGACAUAAAACUAUAUUUGGAGAAAAGCGUUGAUUUCUCCCGUUUGCCGAUUUCGGUGGAUGACAUAGCAAAGAAGUGCGAUGGGUUGUUUUUGUACGCCUUCUACAUUGUGAGGGCUCUCAGCAAUCAAUUGCAUUCCGGGGUAUUAAGUCAGCUCGACGAUCUUUUCCCUGAAGACAUCGAAGAUUUUUUUAUGCAGAAUUUCAGGAGAGUUUUUCCCAAGGUAGGAGCGGACUUGUACAAGAAAUUGUUUGGAUGUGUUGUAGUCGCUCCAUCUCCACUACCUGUCUCCUUUAUUUCGUUAAUUCUGCAAAGAGAGAAUUCAAAUCUUGAUGAGCAGGAAGUAAUUGAUGCCCUCUCGACAUUUCUGUUGUUUCGCACUCCUGAUCAGUCAUUCACGUUUCUUCACAAUUUGAUCCCAGCGUGGCUAACUAACAGGGAAAAAGCCUCUCGAAAAUUGUUCAUCGAUAGGAUCAAAGCAGGUGAGUAUUUCAGAGACGUUAUAACUACAUGUCUCUCCGAAUUUCUGGACGAGCAAUCGGAAGGCAGCUUUUCCAUUGACACCCGUGUACUUGAUUACGUUUUGCGCGUGGGGGUUCGCUUUUUGCGUGGUUUCUCUGACAAAGUUUCAGUAGAAACAAUCUCCAGAUGCUUGACUAGUUUUAAAUUUAUUCAAGCGAGAAUAAAAUGUAGACGUAAUGAGAUUUAUCUUCUUAUUAACGAUUUUAAGAGGGAGGCCGAAAACAAGACUUCUCGUGACAGUAAGAAACAAGUUAUCCAAGAAAUAUACGCUGUUGUUGAAAAGAAUGUCAACGUUCUUUCGGAAUGUCCUGAGCUUCUCCAUUCUUGCUUGCGGAUGACCUCCAAAGCUGUCCAGGAUGCUGUUAUUCCUUAUGGGGUCUCAACUUGUUGGAUGGAGUACAGUUGGGCUAGGAAUGCUUCCUGUGAAAUCCCCUUUGGUAUAAGCUACUUUGCUUUGUCUCCGGAUAAGAAAUGGCUUGCUGGAGGAACAGGCCAAUCCAUAUUCUUGUUUGAUGCGAGUACGCUUGAAAGAAUUCAAGGCCCCAUCAAGGUCGUAGAAUCAGGAGAUGAUAUUCACCAUGUGGAAUUUUCAUCAGACAGUAAGUUGUUGUUUUUUGGAAGGCUGGAUAAAUGGUUUUCUCUGGAUGAAGGAUGUUUGAAAGAUUUACCUCAGUUUGCUGGUAAAAAUAGGCUGUUCAAGUGGGGGUCGCUCGCCUUAUGUGGUCGCUAUAUUGUAGUAAAAGAUGAUGAUGUUUGGAAUGGAUGUCAUACCCUGUCUUGCUUGAAAAAAAUUUUUUGUUUGUGGGCAAGGCACGAGCUCAAACAGAUCAAGAGUGUUGAGAUUUAUUUUACGCUUAGAAGAAUUAAAAGAGCGUUUCAUAAUUUUUUUUUGUGGAAGAAAAACGAUGAUGAGCGAAUGGUGCUUCUUCAAACUUUGUUUUCAAGGAAAGAAAAUGCUGCUUCGCUCUGCGCACGAUGUUCUGCGUCGAUGCAGGAGCUCCAAGUAUCCUCAUUUUCGCGUGUCCGUCAGCUUAUCACUUACCUUUACUCUGACAUAUUCUGGUAUCAGGUCUGGAAUUUGGAGAGUGGAAAAUCUGUGUUGGAAGAAGCAUUUUCUUCGGGUACCCAGCUUAACCCAUUAUUCCUCGUCUACCAUUUAGCCCCUUGCAGUGAGUUCAUUAAAAUAUUCUACCGUGUUAUAAAUGAAGUUGAGUCACUUUGUGAUGUUGCUGUAGCAAAUGCCAUGUAUUACAUUUAUGAAUCUUUGUCCGGAAGUAAAGCUGUUAGGUCUUACUCUGAUCGGCACUUUUUCAACCUCAGUAAGUCAGUGCUUUUGAGCCCUUACUUUCUCACACCACCCAAAAUGAGUUCAGAACGUGAAACCUCGACAAUAGCAAGGAUAUCACUGGAUCAAAACUGGAUCGCCAUCGGGAGUUAUGACCAUCUGGAGGUAUUAGUGUGCGCAAAAAAACUCAAAAGUGAGAAUUUCAAUCGUAACCCGCGUCAUGUUAUUAAAGAUGUGGAAGCCUUUGCCUUUACUGAUGACUGCAGCGUUUUUCUUUAUCUCUCCACUGACAAGUUACUGUGCGCUCUGUCUCUCCAAACUGGUACCACCCUUUUAAGUGUCUCGGAACGUACUCCAUUGUAUCUCAGGCCUGAAGGACUAGUUGGGUAUUGUUUUCGCACUGGAGACGAAGAAAGAAACAUCUUCGUGAAGGAUUUUCCUAGAGGUUUCAUUGAGUGUGUAUGGACUAAAUUAAUUUACUUGCGUUGGUCAGAGAUAGCGUUCUCUUCCACUGAUACCUUGAAGUCCAUCGGUUUUGGUCCAACACUUUCUUUCUGGAAAAUUGCAAACGUGGAUGUGCCCUCGGUCGAGUGUAUUUCCAAUUCUCGCUUAAUGGUUGGAGAAUCUCCUUUCAGAGAAUUCGAACCUUUCAAGAACUGCGUAUUUUCCUGCAGCGGAGAACUGUUAGCCACUCAAGAAAGUUCAAGGAUACUACUGUUCAAACAGGAGAGAUUUGUUUGCACUGUCUUUGAAGAAAGGGAUUGUAAUAUUUCUUGCAUGAUAUUUUCUCCAAACAGCGCUUUAUUUCUUUUUUGUAUCGAAAAGAACAAAAAUGCGCGGAAAUUCUUCGUGUGGGAUGUCCAAGAGAGGGCUGUGUCAGCAUCUUGUGACUCCUUUUAUCUACCCUCCGUAGAAUGCUGUUGUUUUUCAUCCGACAACGCGAAAGUAUUCAUUUGCGGUCAGCGAAGCAUUCAAAUUUGGGAGCACACUGGGAAUUCCUGUCGUCUUCUGAAAAUGCUGGAACCUAGUGGGAUUUGCAGAGAGUCGGACAAAUUCACUCACUGUACAGUUUCGUCAAACGACAAACUGCUAGCGUGUUGUUUUGGAGACAAAAUUCUCCUCUACUCUGAAGCUGAACAAGCGUCUGUUUUGCAAAUACCACACUGCCAUCUUGGUAGGGUUGAUUUUUGCCAGUUUUUGAAGGGAACUCGUUACCUGAUGUCAUAUGGAGUGGAUGGUGUUGUGUUGUUGCGGGAUUUGAACGACAGGCAAACUGUUGCAUACGCUAGGAUCACACAAGGGAUGGAGAGCAUUGUAAGGGUUGCCGUGUCUCCUGAGGAGGACAAAGUUGUUUGCUUAACAUCUGAUUCUCGCUUAAACGUAAUUAAACUCUGCGGAUUAAAGUGUGAUAACCUAUCCGAAGUACCGUUGGUGAAUACGAAUGCCAGUGAAAAUGCCAACCACUUCGCAAGUCAUGAACAGCUAAAAGAGGGGAUUGUACCGACCUUCAAGGAUUCUGCUUCCCACGACAACCUAGACACCUCAACUGAUGAUUGGUCUCUCGUGUUAUCUUCAGACGAAGAUGAAGCAGACAGUGAUGAAGACUAGUCAGAUGAGAGAACGUCGAAUACCAGGCAAGCAAAUUUUUUUCAGGGAGGUUCUUCAUUGAAUUUGUUUUGAAUUAAUGAAAUGCGAGAACUUAGACUAAAAAAAAAAAGGAAUAUUACUCGCAAUCACGGAAUAACUCUAGCAGUGGGGUUUCAUCUAAGCACAGAAGUGCGACAACCCGGUACAUUUCCUGAAAACCACAAUUUAGUAACAACUUGAAGCAAAUUUGUUCAUACCAACAAACAACUCAUGAUUGUGUAACUAUAUCAUUUUGUAAUUAAUGUUUAAAAAUAGUAGCUCAAAAUUUAGAGUUGUUUCCAUGUAUCUUUCGGUAUUUUCGGUCUAGUUAGAUUACCAAAAGGGACUUAAAAGUGACCCAAAAGAGUCAUUCAGUAUUUAAUCGUCAAAAUGAAUCGGACGGCCAAUUCUUUGUAAGGUGACCACUGCGUCAUGUACAGAUAUUCAUGCUACCUUGCCUAAAUAAACCAAUGUGAGAUGAUAGCCGUUCGCGAAAUUUUUCAUCGAAAUUUAUCGAUUUCUAUUGAAAAGUAAGAAAGAAAAGAAAAAGAAAUAGUGAGAAGAAAAUCAGAGGGUAAACAAGAAAGGAACCCAAGCCUGACUGGUUGUGGCUCCGUGUGUUAUUCGAUCAAUCUUCCCUGGACUUCUGUUCAGCUGCGUCUCUGAACUCUGUCACCCUCAUGAUCAAAUACCUGCUUCUCUUGACUGACUUUCAUACUUCACCCGGAAUCAUGCCGUGAGAAUUUGCUGAAUAUCAAGUAAAAAUCAAAGUCGAUGAUUUUAGUUUUAUUUUUGGUCUGAGUUUCAAAUUUAUCAACUAAGUUGUGAUUUGAUGAGUGGUAGGUUAACCUCAUACAUUUUAGUCUUAAUAUAUUUUAUUGUUCGUGUCGGAAACAUUUCUCUCGAAAUGAAACUGUAUAAAAAGCUGGUUGUAGAACAGUAUCAAGAAGAAUUUAGUUCGCGUUUGUUAAACGAUAAAAUUAAGACAUAUCCUACUUAGAAGCAUUGUAAGAGCUUCAUUACCUUUGGUGUGGGAAUAUGAAUGGAAAUUACAUAUUAGCAAAACCCAUUCAGUUACAAAAUAUUAUAACCAGUUGAUAAUUUCCUAUUUCAAUGGCGUUCUUACUUUGUAAGUUGAGUAAUUUUUAUCUUUUAGUUUGGAGAGAAAAUAGUCCAUUUAGCUCCACAAAAGUUUGUACUUAGCUGUUAGUGAUUGACGCAUAUUAUCCAAUCGUGAGUUUGACAUGAAAGCGGAUGUUCAA
Molecule: messenger RNA, 5411 nt
Organism: Pocillopora verrucosa
Lineage: Eukaryota; Metazoa; Cnidaria; Anthozoa; Scleractinia; Pocilloporidae
Source: RefSeq, a predicted model, not a curated record